UAAUGGCAAAGUGCAGCAAGCACUGCCGCCGGCACCAGCUCAAGAACCUGAACCUCCGCGUCCUAGACCACCGCUGCCGCCGACACCAGCUGAAGAACCUGAACCUCCUCGUCCUAGUCCACCGCCUCGACCCAGACGAGUGCAACCAGUUGAUGAUGCAUUGAAUCGCAUCUCCACAACUAACCACCUCAACCGCUUCCUUAAACUUACUCUCAAGAAACGUUUCCGUAAACGUAAUUUGGAAUACAAAAAUCACCUGAAGCUGCUUCGGGAGAACUUGAGAGAAUCUAAUGUAGAAUCUGAAGAUAUAACUAAAGAUAAGCUUCCGUGCCCAUUUUGUCCUGAAGAAAUUGCAGUUUUGGUUCGUAAAUUAAUCAGCUUGAACCCAUCUGCCCGACUUUCCGAACCAACUGACAAUCAACAUCUUCUAGGAGUAUCAGAUAUAACAUUGACUUCGGAGCAAUCUGUAAGAGACGCCAAUGUACCUCGGACUCCAGCUGUUCAAGGAUCAGAAGAGCAACUUAUAACACCUAUAGGAUUACAGAAACCAGAUGACGAUGAUAUGGAACCAACUUUCAUAGAGCAUAUGUUGCCAACUACAGACGUUGAGAUGCUGCCAUUUCAACAUUUUGUGCAGGAAAAUGUUAUUGACGAGUCGAUGAGGAUCGAACCGCAGCCGGUAGGAGAAACACCUCAAGAGGCUCCUCCUCCCACCAUUCGACCUGAAAGUGCACCUUUAGCUGACAUGACAAUGCAAGAAAUUCAGGAGCCGCAGGAAAAUGUGGAAAGGAUGAUGCAAGAAUUAUUCCAAGAGCCAGAAAGUCCAGCUUUGACAGAUAAUGAGGGAAGGAUGAUGCAAAAUUUAUUCCAAGAGCCGGAAAAUGCAGCUUUGACUGUGUCAGUGGUUGUUGGUGAUACAUCCUUUGUGCACGCACUACCCUCUCAUGAGGAGAUUGAGCCAGAAGCGGUGCUGCAACCCGAAGACAACAUUGCUGGGAGAUUGAGGCCAGCGACUGCUAGGCGAAGGAGAUUAGUAUUUGAAGGAUCUCCACCCAGUCCUCAGCAGACAAGGAAACGCAGGAUAAGGCAGCCAAGAGAAGACGAUCCGGCUGGAGCUGAUCUUGGUGGCCAAGUGUCUGAAGCCCCCUUACCCUUACCACAGCCCGAUGUUCUCCUACCCCAGCCUGAUGUCCCCCUAAAACCACCACCUGAUGCCCCCCUACCACCACCUGAUGCCCCUCUCCCUCAGCCCGAUGCCCCUUUACCACAACCUGAUGCCCCCCUACCACAGCCUGAUGACAAUUUCGAUGACCUUGGAGUGAUUCCUUUGACAGAACUCGAGCCUCAAUUUUUUAAUUCAAAUUGA
Nilaparvata lugens (brown planthopper) is the source of this 1366-nucleotide messenger RNA. Its product is annotated as mitogen-activated protein kinase 7-like. The record is from RefSeq and is a predicted model, not a curated record. NCBI's taxonomy places the organism in Eukaryota, Metazoa, Arthropoda, Insecta, Hemiptera, Delphacidae. The transcript has 13 exons. Bases 563 to 1366 code for a protein of 267 amino acids.